Molecule: messenger RNA, 3026 nt
Organism: Schistosoma haematobium
Lineage: Eukaryota; Metazoa; Platyhelminthes; Trematoda; Strigeidida; Schistosomatidae
Product: 3-ketoacyl-CoA thiolase 5, peroxisomal
Exons: 8
Coding region: 199-1590 (463 amino acids)
Biological process (GO): regulation of DNA-templated transcription
Molecular function (GO): histone acetyltransferase activity
Source: RefSeq, a predicted model, not a curated record
CCCAGCCAAAGUGACUACAGCCGCAUCAGUCGAUAUCCUUUGGACGAGACGUGACAAGCCCGUAUUCACAAAUAGAUUACACAAUUUAACCAACCUAUUGCACUAAAUGCUGAGGGUUAACGGGGGCGGGAAUUAUAUAAAUUGCGGUACAUGUCUCGAGCUGAUGUCGCUUUGUUUGCUUGACCAUCCUUUCUAACUAUGGUCGUUUCAAACUCAAAAAAGAAUAUUGAGGGUUGUAAACUACCGGUAAAACUACCGGACUCAGACUUUUUCCAUAAUGCCGAGAUUUUGGGUACCCGUGAUGUAGGUGAUUGUACAUACUAUUACGUUCACUAUGAUGACUAUAACAAACGGCUGGAUGAAUGGGUUAGUGCAGAUCGCCUCGACUUUUCUAAAAUAGAACGACCACUAAAAAAAUCGACAAAAGAACCCGUCACACCUGUUUUCAGCUUAUCCUCCGCUGAGGAUGAAGUUAUUAGUUCAGCGGAGCUCCGAACGUUGGAUUCGGAUUUGAACCCUCCUCUGAAAUAUCGUAGCUCCAGCUCCUCUAGUUUGACUCAACUGAAAAGAAAACGACCACCUGACGAUAUCUAUGAAGGACCCAUACAUUUAACGCUACAGAAUGACGUGAAUGAUCUUGUGUUCGAUGACUCUCCAACGUCAGCUGGGAAACCCAGGCAGACAGGCAGUAUGGUUUCUAGCCACCAUGAACAAGAUACUGUUACGAGAAUGAGAAAUCUGGAAUGGAUUGAACUAGGAAGAUAUCGAAUUAAACCAUGGUACUUUUCUCCAUAUCCACAGGAAUUAGCAAGUGUUCCGUGUGUAUAUAUAUGCGAAUUCUGUCUGAAGUAUUUGAAGAGUUUCACAUGUCUGCGCAGGCACUUGGCUAAAUGUACACUAAGAAAUCCUCCCGGAAACGAGGUUUACCGCAAACUGCCCCACAGUUUUUUCGAAAUCGAUGGACGUAAAAAUAAAACUUACGCGCAACACCUUUGUCUACUUGCGAAACUGUUCUUGGAUCACAAAACCUUGUAUUAUGAUACAGAUCCAUUCUUAUUCUACGUUCUUUGUGAAAUAGACUCUCGUGGUUACCAUCUAGUUGGAUAUUUCUCAAAAGAAAAAGAAUCUUCUGAAGACUACAAUGUGGCAUGCAUCUUAGUGCUUCCACCUUUUCAACGAAAAGGUUAUGGAAAAUAUUUGAUUGAAUUUAGCUAUGAAUUGAGCAAAAUUGAAGGUAAAUCUGGAUCACCUGAAAAACCGCUAAGUGAUUUGGGUCUAUUAUCUUAUCGUUCUUAUUGGGCUCAAACAAUUCUUGAAUUGUUACUAAACUCUAAAGCAACAGAAACUGGUCAGGAUCCAGCAUUAAGUAUAAAUGAUAUUGUUGAUAGAACAUGUAUUAAACGAGAUGAUGUAAUUGCUACCUUAUCUCAUUUAAAUGUAUUAUACUAUGUGAAAGGACAACAUGUUAUCUAUUUAUCACGUGAUCUUAUACAAGCACAUCAAAAAGCUAUGCAACGUCGUAAUUUACGUGUUGAUGCAAAAUUACUUAAUUGGAAAUCAAGAGAUUGGAGUAAACGUGGUCGAUGGUGAGGUGGUUUUUUUCCCACUGGAGGAAGUGAAGGUUGGCGGAGCACUACAUUCACAGGAAAAAUGUGUCAUAUAUAUAAAUAUAUAUUCCUGUGUGUAUUUAUGACGUUUUCCCUUCGUAUCAGUUUGUCAUCAAUAACCAUCAAUGAAUAGUUAGCUUUCAUCAAUGUAAUAUAAAUUAGAUGAAGAAUACAAUAAUUACUAUGUAUUACUAAUUGUUGGUUAAAUGUAGUGUGAUACACUAUUUAAACUAGUUCAGAUCAUGUUUUGAAAUGUGAAUUGUUCAAUAAAUUACUUCUAGUUGUAUUUAUGUUUAUGUAGAUGUGAAACAGGUUUUGUGUUAUUUAAUUUAAUAAAGAAAUGUAAUAAUAAUAAUAAUAAUCAGUAAAUGCUUCUAUUCUUGAACUCGUCAGCUGGAUUUACAUGCAUCUCAGAGUUAAUGUUCAUUCUGGGACUCGAACCCAAUAUCGUUCGCUUUAAACGUCAUCACGUUAUCCACUUACCUGUUGAGUCUUGAUAGUCACUUGCUUAUGCAAUGAGGUGACGAGUCCCAAAUAGGAUGAAACGCGCGUCAAACUGGAUUUCAAUGCUAGUCAAGAUUAAUUCAAAUAUGAGUUCUACGUCUAAUAGCAACCGAUGGUUAGAGACCCUGAAUGACAUGGCUCAAAAUCGUUUGCAAUGGCGCAGGUGCAUCCAUUCUUUGUGUUCUCACAAAUUUUGGUCUCCUUAUUCCUCCUUCUCUUUUUUUCUCUUCCCAAGUUUAUUUCACUGUAUUAUACUCUUUAAAUAACAUCUCCAAACACUAAUUUUCCCGAUUACUGCUUAUACUCUUAUUACCUCUACCACUACGGGAUUUGAAUCGACCACUGCAUCUCUAUGCUAAUGUGGUGUGGCAUCUCGAACUGAUGUACGUACGUAAGAAGUUCUACGUUGUUACUGACUGACUGACUAAUAUCUCUGGAAGAGUUGUGAUUGUAUAUUGUCAAGUGCAUUAUUUAAAUACUGUUUCUGAUGUUAACUUGAUCAGUGGGCUAAUUAUUUCUUUGAAAUCAUUCUUUUAACUGAUUUAUCCUAUUGGUUAGAACUACUGUUUGUUCAACUGAGUUAGUGUUCAUUUAUCAACAGGAUAUUUUUUUCAAAGAUAGUCAUGAUCGGUUACUGGCCGUUUAACUAUUAGUUAAUCGUGCAGAAAGUAAAAGCUAUAUAUGAAAGCUUUUCGAAUAGAAUAAUGAAAAGUAUCAAUAUAGGGGUUUUCGAGAUUAUUGAACUGUGAGGACAGUCCACGGGUGAACUCGAGGAAGCCCUAAGAAACUCAGAAAGAUCUGAAGAUAUUCGAUCCAAUCAUCUUUUGGAAGAAUACCCCAGAAUCGCUACGUCGAGCUUCCCUGUUAGAGGACUAUAAUGAUGAUUUCGUUUUUACUAAAAACUAUAAAUACCUG